AAAGGAAAACCCAUGACCUAAUAUUAUCUCAGGACUUUUCCUCUCUCUCUCUCUCUCUCUCUCUCCUUCCCCCUCAUAGAUUCUCUAUUCUAGUAUUCAACUUGGAUAGAGAUGCUUGCAUCCAUCUUUAUCUCCCUCUAGCUAGCUCCUUCAAUAUUAUCACAACUUCACAAAUUUCUUAUUCUCCCCUUCUCCUCUAAUUGAUUAAAUUCCCCCUUUAAGAGAUCUCUAGCCCUAUCAUCCAUGAACAGUGCAAUGGAGCAAACGAGGUAUUGGAUGUGGGCGAGAAAGAAAUUAAACAACAACAACACUACAAGGCCUCCUCCUCCUCUCUUCAAUUCUCCAUUAAUCUCUUCAAGCUCCUCCUACCAUGAAUCAUGGGAGGAGCAGGCCUUUGCUGAGGACUCUGCUGGUCUCUUAGGAGGCUGCAUAUGGCCUCCGAGAUCCUAUUCAUGUAGCUUCUGCCGGAGAGAGUUCCGGUCAGCCCAAGCCCUGGGCGGCCACAUGAACGUUCACCGAAGGGAUCGGGCUAGGCUGAAACAAUCCUCAAGUCCAAUUGAUGAAGAUCAAGUUGGCUCCAUGGAGUACUAUACCCCUAACCCUAACCCUAGUCCCAGCCCAAACCCUAACCCUAAUUCUGGUGCUAUUGGGUCGUCACUUCCCUCUUUUGUAAAUCCGAUGCCCCUUCGUCUGCCAAGCGCCUUGGAGUUGAGGCUUGAGUUAGGGAGUUUUAAGGUGAGGGAGGUUGGGAGCAAGGGGAAGAGAGAUCGGGACGAGGAUGAUGAGAUUGAUGCGUAUAGUAACAAGAGGCAGAGGAGUGAUCAACAACUUGGCUUUCCUUCCAUCGUCAAGCCAUCUUCGGGAGAUUUUCAAUUCGUCAGCCGAUCAACUGAGGUACUUAAACUUAGCCCUAGCCCUGUUGAAGAGAUAGAUCUUGAGCUUAGGCUUGGAGAUCCACCUAAGGUGAAGUAGAUCAAUUAUCAUGUGUUUUGUGUUUGAAUUUGUAUGUGUAUGCACUUGUAUUUUCCUUUGCAUUUCUUUUUUCCCCCCUUCCAAUAUUUCAUCUUGUUGAGAAAAGGCCAACCAUCUUUCUCAAACAUGAAAUAGGCUGCCUGAAUUGUUAUAAAGAAACUCUCUUUGAAUGAUGAUUGUAAUGAAAGCUCUUUUGAUUUUCUAUUA
Molecule: messenger RNA, 1179 nt
Organism: Asparagus officinalis (garden asparagus)
Lineage: Eukaryota; Viridiplantae; Streptophyta; Magnoliopsida; Asparagales; Asparagaceae
Product: transcriptional regulator SUPERMAN-like
Exons: 1
Coding region: 244-972 (242 amino acids)
Source: RefSeq, a predicted model, not a curated record